This is a messenger RNA of Aspergillus pseudonomiae, 453 nucleotides long. RefSeq lists its product as uncharacterized. Bases 1 to 453 code for a protein of 150 amino acids. The transcript is spliced from 3 exons. Lineage: Eukaryota; Fungi; Ascomycota; Eurotiomycetes; Eurotiales; Aspergillaceae. The record is from RefSeq and is a predicted model, not a curated record.
AUGCAAAUUCCUUUCAGAGGAACAGAAUUUGCAUCACCAGAAGUUCGAGCCCGGCAAGCCUCACUCGACCUCCCUUCUGCUGCACUCGAGCACUAUACAUGCUGUCAGACCCUGAAAGACAUCGGCUCUGAGCAUACUCCAACGCUGAUCGGCUCCAAAAAAAAAGCCCAAGGUCAGGAUAGCUGGGCCCCUGGCGGCUAUCUGUUUUACAUCGCUUUCAGCAAAGUCCCAGGAGUUAGGAUUCAGUUAGGAGUCAUCGGCGCCCUUGCCAAAAGCGGUGUCCUCCCAAGUUGGUAUGCUCAGGGAGAGCUUUACUGGGACGAGCGUACAGGUAAACUGUAUAUUGCCGGUCCUUUUGAACUAUCAACCGACCCGUGGGAAUGGGAGGCAGAUCUGUGGGAAGACUGGUACUUGGAUGAAGGCGAAGUCACCCAGAAAAAGAGCGUGAUGUAA